UGCCGAGCCUUUGUUUCCCAUGUAGACUUUCCUGCUCUCUGUUGCCCCUGAGGUUCCCGCUGCUUCCGGCUAAGUGAGUGAAGGCUCUGUAAUUCUGGCUUCGUGUUUGUUUUAGAGGUAGAAGGAGAGACCCCAGCUUGAAUUACAUGUUGUGUAAUAAGGCUGGGUUGGCUGUCGGCUGCUCUUGUUAGAUAUAUAUUUUUUCUUCUCCCUGGGUAGUCCUCUAGCAUAGUUUAAUAAUUAUUUCCACUGCCUUUUUAAAGAUGGAUUUUAUUCCCUAUGAUAGCUGUUAAUAAAUAUUGAUAGUACAGAAUGUGCACAUGUAUAUAUGUGCAUUGAUUAAAUUACUGGAAAUCUUACUUGGUAGGUGACAUAUUUUGUUUGUAUAGAUAGUCCAUUAAAAGCAUCUUUAAAAUAACAGUAAGGAUAUAUGAAAAAGUCAUAAGGAAUCAUACUAUUAACUAUCUACCUAAAAAUACCUAUAAUACAUGUAAGUCAGUGUAUAAAUAUACACAAAUAGUUUAAAUAAAACUUCCCAUCUGAGCUGACAACCAAGAAUCAUAGACUGUGUAACAAAAAGCCUAACACAGUCUGAGUUGGUCAGGGUUGUCCAUGAGACUCCCAAAACAGCAUAGGCUGUUGCCUUCGUUUUCCCCGCCCCGCCCCAGAAGUGGAAGGUAAGUCCCUGUUGCUGAAGACAUCAUGCACUUUGGGUGCAGGGUCCUGUAUAUUUGUGUGUGUGUGUGUGUGUGUGUGUGUGUGUGUGUGUGUGUGUAUGUGUGUGUGUGUGAUGUGUGUGUUACACAUAUGUAACAAUAAAAAGAUACCAUGAAUUUAGGCGAACAAAACAAAUGAAGUAAGGUUUUUCCCUCAAAAGUGACAAGAAAAAUGUAGGACAAGUGGGAAAACUCAGGUUUCGGGCCCACAGGUCUCAUGGCCUGUGCGGUUCUCACACUGCGGUUUCCUUCUGCAUUUAAACCACAGCUCGGGAUGCACCAGAGCACGGCUGCUCUGAAGCAAGGGCAGUAUUCUUCACUUCUCAACAUGAACACGUUAACAAAGUACAAGAAUAGUUUCUGGAUCCCUGCUGAAGUGACUCCGGCCUGAACAGGCACUGUCAUGCUGUAACCAAGGAAGGAACUUUGGGUUUAUGAUUUAUGUUCUUAGCACACACGUGUUAGACUGGCAUUGAAAUCCCACUUUCAGUAGGACUUUUUCAUCCAGAUGUUUUAUCACUGCUCCUUAAGCUGCAAAGAUAACAAAGACGAGAGGAUUUCCUGUUUUCUCUAUUUUUUUAAAUAACUAUUUCUUCAUUGAUUGGGAGCAUCUCAUCAUUCAUCCCAAUUCCACUCAUUUCCCAGACCACCCAUAUCUACCCUUCAACCUUACAGCAUCCCCCCCAAAAAAAAAGAAAAUUUAAAAAAUCAAAACAAAACAGCAACAACAACAAAAACCCUCUUCGCUCCUCUGUCUUUUCCACUUCUCCAACACUCCUUCAUUCACCUUAGUGACAUUGGGAGCCGCAGAGUGUCACACAGUAUAUAUACCCUUUUGUCAAAUCAGCUUUACAAAUGUUCAUUGCAAUGAGUCGUUGGUCUGGUUCAAGGCCUCUAGCUUCUGGUACACCAUCAUCACUGGAUCCUCACUGAAACUCCUCUCAGAUAUCCUGUGGCCAUCCCGAGUCAUGGAGAUCCUGCUGGUAUCGGUUCACAGGAGCAGUCCCUUCAUGGGCUCCAGCAGGUCAUAGAUGGAGUAGAUGUUGGUGAGUGCCAGCACAAGGCCCUGGAUGUAGGCCUGUGUGGUAGUUGAGUGGGUCAGACCAGACCACUGGGCUCCCACCCUUAGGCGAGGAGCAGAGCCAGCUCUCCCAUGCCUGUAUCAUCAGGGCCAGUUUUUCCAUGCCUGUGGUAAGGGUUGGGACUAUGCUCAGGACAUUGGGGCCAUCUUUCCCAUGGGUGUCCAGGCCAACUUUCUUGCUGCAGUGUCCAGUGCAGGCUAGGGCCAGCAAAGGGUGGGCCAGCUCACCAUGGCCCUCAGAUUUCAUCACAUGAUUUCUAUGGCCCCCUGUGGUAACAUGGGUCACAGACAUCAACACAGACCCCAGCUGCAGCAGGACCAUGGACCCAGGCAUGGCCCUUGGCAGCAGCUUGAGCCCAGACAUCACUAUGGACCCUGUGGCAGCUCAGGUCACCCAGCUCACUAUGGCCCCAGCAGAAGCAUGGCUCUCAGACACCAACAUGGUCUCAGGUGACUGUCCAAACCCCAGGCAUCUGCUCAGCCCUCACUAGUACCAGGAGCCAUGGCCAUCAACUCAGACCCUGGUUGCUGUAGGAUGAUGGACUCAGAGAUAGCCCUAGGCUGCAGCUCAGGCCUGGACAUCACCAUGGCCCCGGGUGGCAUCACAGGCUACCCAGAUCAAUGUGGCCUCAGCAGCAGCAGCAUGACCCUCCAACACCAACAUGGUCUCAGAUGGCUAACCAGACCCCAGACAUCCACGUGGCCCUCGGUGGCAACAGGAGCCAUGGCCAUCAACUCAGACCCUGGCUGCUGUAGGGUUGCAGGAAGGGAAGUAUUAGUGCCUGCCUCUUGUGAAUUGAUUAAAGGAUGACAGAAUAUAGGCCUUUUGUUCAUACAGAGUGCAUUAGGAAUGCAGUAGCAACUUCGACAAACACAGAACCUACUAGAAAUCACAAGUAAUGUAUGAGAUGGAUUGUAAGAAACAAAUUAGGGGCUUAAAAGAGAAGCCCAGGAGAACAGUGUUAGAGAAUGUGAAGAUGAUGUGUUGUGGGAAAUCUGUGGUGUAGUAAGUAUGUCAGAGGAGAAAGACUUGUGAGCACUACUGUGGGUACAGCAUUCAAUAUUCACUCCAAGUUAAAGCUAUCAACAGACUAAGAAUACAGGAAGCACUAGCAAGAUGGCUCAGCCUGAACCUCAGUCCGGUGCCUGGGACCCAGCUAAAGGAAGCGGAGAACUGAUUCGUGCAGACUGUCUUAGGACUUCCACAUGCACACUGUGGUACACAUAGACACACAACGUAAAAAUGUAAGGUUUUAAAAAUACAGAAAGCUCCCUUAGCAAAACAAGGGAUACUGUAGUAGAUACAGUGAGUGGCACACGGCAUCUGCAUCUCCUGGUACCUCAGUCUUCAGACUUUCUUGAUCCCAAGCCACAAUUAAAAACUGUUAUGGGGCCACAGGAUGGCUCAGUGCAUAAAGGCACUUGCAGUGCAAGCCUGGGGCCUUCCUUUGGCCCCCAAAAUUCACAUAAAAGUGGAAGGAAAGAACUGACUCCAAAAAGUUGUCUUCUGAUUGCCACACAUACAAUGUGGUACACACACACACACAUACACACACACACACCACAUGCACAAUUAAAAAAAUACAUAUAUGUUCGUGUGUGCAAUGUGCACACAUUUGUGUUUCUGUCUGUGGAGGAGACCAGAGGUUGAUGUUGAGAAUUGCCCUCUAUCAUUCUCCACAUAACUCUUGGAGACAGAGUCACUGAAUUUGGAGCUCACCAUUCUGGUUAGACUGGCUGGCCGGUGAGGCUACGGGGUCCACUCCUGAGCACCACAGCUACAGAUGAAUGCGGCUGCACUCAGCUUUUACAUGGAUGCUUGGGAUCCUAAUUCAGGUCCUCAUAUUUGCAUAACGGGCACUUUACACACUGAGCUAUCUCCCCAGCCCAAGAGACGCUUUUAUAUAUUCUCUCCUCUCUCCUUAAAGAUCUACAAAUGCAUGUAAAAUAGAAAAUAAAUGUGUGGAUAGCUUUUAUAAAAGAUGAUUCAUUAACAGUUUUGUUUCAUUUUUUGUCAUUUGUGACACAAGUCAAUUUCAUGAUCUAUUAAGAAGUUAUAACCCUGUUUGAAAUCCACUCUUCUUGCACUGCAGAGGCAUUAAGGCUAAAAAUGUACACUGCCUGGACUCCCUUGCAGCUAUGCUUCCCAGUGCAGUUUGUCUUCGGCCAAUCAAACACAGAACUUAAAACAUGGAAGUGAGGUCGAGAUCUGCCUUUUAUGUCUGGGCUUCAUAGUGGUGGCACCAUUUGAUUUCUUUCAGACAGUGUUACCAGAGAGGUUGAUAGUCAGAGGCUAUGAUAAUUAAAUUCAUUUUUAUGUAGACCUGAAAUAAUGUCAGAACUCACAUGGGAAAGUAGAGAUUAAAAAACAAAAAUAAAGACAAUCCUUAAAAUAAACAAAAAAACAGUAAAUAAUCAGACUUCCCAGAUAUCAAAUAUGAGUGGUAAUCUUGAUCAAAAAAGAAAAAAGACAAGUCGCAUAAAAAAAAAUUCCAGAAAAAUUAGCCAAAUACUGAAAUCAAAGAAAAAGGAAUUUACUGACAUCGUGAGAGAAGCAUAAAUUGUUCAACUGUAUUUUUUAGCAAGUCAGCUUGAAAAUGUGUUCUGUAAUUAUGGAACACUUUUUUUCCUUCAGCUUCUUAACAUAACUCAUUGUGAGAAACAUAAUUUUGCACAGUGACAAACAGCAUGCUUGAACACACAUGCAAGCAUGAUUUUAUAAACAUAACUACACUGUUCUGUACUUUCUGUUUCACCUUAGAGAGCAAAGGACACCGGUGACGAUUCUGAGAUGACUUACAACACAUGAAGUCAGAGCACGCAGCUGGAGGAGGCAAGACCUGCUGUCUUACCUGCCUUGGUUCUUGCCUAGUGUACACAUGUGCGAGGAGAUGUGUGCAAAGAAGUCCCACUGUGCCAUUACCAGUUGUUAGGCCAUCACUGCACUGUGAAGGUGUUCUUUGGAGGAAUUUUGGGUCUAAUCAUCAAUGUUGAAAUGUUCAUGUCUCUUAAAGAGGAACAGCACAUCGGAAGUUCAGAUGGCAGACGGAUUCUCUCAAGCUGGAAAGGAAAAGUGCAGUGAGCCGGCGCGAAGAGGCCGAGUCUCUGGUCCAUGCUCACAAUUCCAGAGAAGUUUCAUCCAGAGAGUAACGUUGCUGGGAAAGCUGCCUACCGGUUUUGUCCUCCAUCGUGAAACGAAGCAGAAGGUUGCUGCUAUCCUGGGGACAGACCAAGAAGCCAUGAAGUCUCUUCCAGAGGGAGACUUACAAAAUUACCUGCUGAGUAAGGUGGACCUGAGGCGCCAGCAGAUUUCUCAGAGUGUGGAGGAGGUGCAGAAAGUUAUCCACUGUCUGACGGCGGAGAUCAGCCACCAGGACAGUCGAUUCCAAGCAGUGCCUGCCUCUGACACGUACAAUGACAGCGUUAAGGUUUUGGCUCCCAGACUGUUCCAUGUCACGGUCCCUCUGAAAGGCCUCGCGGGAUACAAGGGGGCCCGCACACAGCGCUGGCGGUACUACACCCUGCAGGGCACCAAGCUCACCUGCCCUUUGCGGGACCCCGAGGGCCUGCAGCAGUGGCUGGAGACUGAGCAGUUCGUGAAGACCCUGUGGCAGUGGCACCAGGCGGACGUGAACAUAGAGGGGGACAUCGUGCCUGCCAAAGUCCUCCAGGUGUUCCGGGCGCUGGUGGAAAACGCAGUGAGAACCUGUCACCUCUCGGGCAAGGUCAGUGUGCUAGCAAACCGAGCUGCUGUUUGGGUUGCCAUGGAAACGUCCACAGGCCAGGUGGAGCUCGAGCUGGCCCCUACUGUGGAGAUCCCCACCGCCUGGUCCGAGAAAGCCCAGUGGCCUAGGUGUCUGAAGCGGUGGCCUUCCCCAGAGAGAGUGGAGUGCAUCAAGUCAUUUGGGUUCAACUUGGUGGCCCGGUCCAGUUAUCACUGGCAGCUGAGUUUCCCCCAGGCAGAACGGGUGCUGUUUGAGCAGCUGGAUGAGGAUGGGGGCUGCCGCAGGCGAUGCUUUCAGGUCCUGAGGCAGCUGAAGGAGGAUGUGUGGUGUCCCGGGCAGAGGCCAGUCAUCACCACCCACCACCUGCAGACAGUGCUCUUCUGGACAUGUGAGAAGUACCCACACCUCAAGGACUGGCAGGUCUUCCAUCAAGCGCUCCUCCGCCUGGUCCGGAAGCUGCACAGAUGUGUGAGCCAGCACUUUCUGAAACACUAUUUUGUCCCGAAGAGCAACCUCCUGCAGUCAGCCAGCCCAAGUGAGCUGGAUGCUGUGGCCCAGAAAGUGGCCUUCUUCCUCAAGAAUCCGCAGGUCACUCUGCCCUGAGGUGGCCCAGGGAGUCCUUGCUCCAUUCCUUUCUGCUGACCUUGUCGCCAGGGUGGUUCCUCUGCCAGUGGCUGGGACCCAAUGCUAAGAGAAGGACCACCAAUGACAGAGAAUAAAGCAGGCCAGCAGCUCACUCAUCAGAGGCAAAUGCUCCUGCCCCAGGUCACGCAAGCAUUUCACCUUCCCUACCUCUCUCGGGGACAGCUCUCGUCCAGCUUCCCCAAGUGACCGAUUGUCCUUGCUCAGGUUCUUAUUGUCUGACAAGGGCAAUGGAGAUGGGCUCAGGGCGGGCCAGGGAUUAGCCUGCUGCUGGAGAAUGCUCAGACUGGCUGGACCAGGACCCACACACUGACGGACAGCCCACCCGGUGGCUGGUGUCCCUUCAUGACUCUGGCCUCCACCUCCAAGCAGUGGCCAGCAGUCCAGGCUCUGGAGCUGUUCUGAUGUUCCUCUGUCAACUGUGCGGAGUCAUUGUAAGAGUUAGUGCAGAUCCAAGAGAAGGGUGCAGCUGGGACUCCACCUGUCACCUGACUCUAGUCACAGCCCUCUCCGCCACGAUCAAGGCUAGAACUUGCUUCCACUUCGGGAAUAAGCUCCAUGCUUGACCUUGCAUGGACCACCUUCAUGUCAUUCAUGUCUGGAUGUCUUCCUUAGCUCAGUCAAUUCACUCACUUGUGGACACGCAGAUACUCGCCAGGUACUAAGGACACAGCAAAGAACAAGACAGACUCCCUGGAGAAGACAGGAAGUGAAGAGCAGAUGGCUGAACUCAGUCACUGCACAUAGAAGGAAGUCUGCUAGAACAAGGUCACAGAGAGAUCACGAGGGAGAAUGUGUGGACAGCUAAAAGGGGCCGUCAUGGUGACCUCAGCAGGCUGGGGUGGGUAGACAUGGGUCCCUGGCUGUGUAAAGCUGGGGAAAUUGGUAUUAUUGUGUUCUGGGGUCGAAGGUACAGUGUUUACCUCCAACAGCACACUUCAGACGACGGCUCGGUGACAGCAUCGGGAAGGACUCUGCGGCCCCUGCACCUCUCCAUUCACACAUCUGCGCACUGUCUGGGAUUCCAGGUGCUCUCAGAGAGAAUGGCUUCUUCGGGUGUUUUCUUAACACUUCUCAGCUCUAGGGGAUCCUUUAUGGCCUUUGAACAUUCUCCAGUAACAAAUAUGCUUAACAAAGCAGUAUUUCUAAAAGCACAACCCACUGAUUUGGGGGGGCUUUGAAGGAACCUGUGUGCCAAGGACUGAACCCGAGCGAGGCCUUUGGCAUGCUGAGCAUGUGCCUUGCCAACGAGCUAGGUUGACUUUAUUUCGAGGCUGGAUCUCACUAAGUUGCCCAGACUGGCUCUAUUUUUUUAUUAGUUUUUUUAUUAGAAUAUAUGAAUUAUACAUAA
Peromyscus californicus insignis is the source of this 7515-nucleotide messenger RNA. It is a transcript of the gene Mab21l3, whose product is annotated as mab-21 like 3. The coding region runs from base 4785 to 6125 and encodes 446 amino acids. The transcript has 8 exons. The record is from RefSeq and is a predicted model, not a curated record. NCBI's taxonomy places the organism in Eukaryota, Metazoa, Chordata, Mammalia, Rodentia, Cricetidae.